AAGGAUCGGUGUUCACUGAACUUUUCAGCACAAAGAAGGAUGAAAAAUGCUCUGUGUAGUCAAGUAGCUUGAAACAAAUUUUAUAAACAUAGUGAGAUAGCAUUUAAUUUUUCCUUACUUCAGUUUUAUAUUCCUACAUUAUUAAUACAUAGCUGACAACAUCGUUUUUUCUUGUACUGAAUGCAUUUUCCAAAUUAGUAUAAAGUAUAAAGCAUUCAGGUUUUUGUAAUAGCAAAAAUGUUUCAUUCAUUUAGAAGGUGAAACAAUCAGAAUUAAAUCAGGGGUGAUGUGUGGGUGGUUUUGGUACCAUUUCUACUCAAAUUUGUCACUUGCAGCAACAGGUGAAGUUUUCCACGCCUGUCGUGUCACUUUCAGAGUUAACAGAAAACUCACAAGCAUCAGGGAGCACCAGAACUCACAGCUGUGGAAGGGCCCAGCACCUCUGCCCUUUCUUUUGAGUUCAGGCAUUGAGAUCUGCUACUGCAUUUCAUAAUUGCUAGGCUGAAGGCAGCUGAAAUAUACUGCUUCAUGGUGUGUGUUCAGGCUGUCAGAAGAACCUCAGACUUUGCAACUGUUGUGGCUGAUCCAAGAUCAGCCCCUUCUGGGUUUGUAGCCUGCCAGAAAUCUCCUGAGCCAAUAAAUCCGUGUUUCAGGGACUGUGGUGCCUGAGGAGCUUCCAGGCAAGGUAAAGCUGCUGAAGCUCAGAGCAUCCUGGAUACCUGCACUGGCUCACCCCAGGGAAGGCACAAGUAACUUACCCUGAGCUAGGCAAAGAAAACAGCAGUGAGAACGCUGCCAUUCCUGAUCAGGGAGAGAAGGCUUGUCUUCACUGUAAGAAUGGACAUCCAUGAAUCAGAACUGCCCCCUUCCUUUCCUUCCCUAGCCACUCCAACUGUUUAACUUCCAGAGGCUACCUCCAUAAACAAAAAUAUGGGCACCAGACCCUCUGAUGACAUCCAGCAUCCCUGGAAAUGUUACCCCAUCCCUGAAAGCAUCCAAGGUCAGGUUGGUUGCAGCCCUGAGAAACCUGAGUUAGUGGGUGGCCUCCCUGCCCGUGGCAGGGGGUUGGAAGUAGAUGAUCUUUAAAUUUCACUCCAACCAUUCUAUCCUUCUAUAAUUCUGUGAUCCAUUUGGGAUGGCCAUCAAAGGGGAUUCUGCAGGACUCAAAACCAUGGAAAAAAGCCUAUCCAGUGUCAUAUGUCCUCAGAUUUGGCCAGAACAUUUUGGAAGGAAUUUAGUGAAGUUUGAAUGUACCAGACAGGGAGGAAUGUUAGAUUUCACUUUCAAGUUUCUGUGGGCAUCGAAUUACUGGAAGAGAAAUAGUACUAGUGAUUAUUUAUCAACAAAGGUCAGCAGGAACUGCAUCUCAGUCCUGAGGUGAUUACAAAGAGACGGGUAGGGACAGAGGUAACUCUUCUGUGUUUCUAUGUUACAUUUCAGCAUUAAAAGCUAUAUAAAGUGGCAAUACAUUUUUAGCAGAAAACCUGACCAGCUGUAUAAUUGAUUCUAUCCUUUGUAUCACAAUGAAAAAGUCUAUUUCAACAGUUUAUAUGUAUUUGAGGUAUGAAAUGUCAUAUGAAAAAAUGGUAGAAGCAUACUUGAAACAAAACUGGGGUCAUGAUUAAAUGGUUAACUUAUUUCCCAAAUGAAUGAAAGGAAACGGGGUGCUGCAACCUUUUGCUCUCACUUCCUCAUGAGAAGACGCAGAGGCUGUCCCAGAGAGAGCGGGGCUGUUGUGCACACACAUCUCAGGCAGCCAUGGGGAACUGGGUGGAGAAUGAAGGACUGUCCAUCUUCGUCGUUCUUGUGUGGCUGGGUUUAAAUGUCUUCCUCUUUUGGUGGUACUAUCUUGUGUAUGAUGUCCCACCAAAAUUCUUCUACACCAGAGUGCUUCUUGGCCGUGCUCUGGCUCUUGCAAGAGCCCCUGCAGCCUGCCUGAAUUUCAAUUGCAUGCUGAUUCUGCUGCCAGUAUGUCGAAACCUGCUCUCCUUCCUCAGAGGAUCAAGUGCGUGCUGCUCUACCCGCAUCAGACGACAGCUGGACAGAAACCUCACCUUUCACAAAAUGGUGGCCUGGAUGAUUGCCCUUCACACUGCAAUUCACACCAUUGCACACUUAUUCAACGUUGAGUGGAGUGUGCAAGCCCGUGUUGAGGAGAAAGGCACUCUGGCAGCUGUGCUUUCUGGCCUUGGAGACAAACCAAAUGAAAGCUAUGUCAACUUUUUCAGACAAACCAUUGCGAAUCCCAUUGGGGGCCUCUAUGUUGCCUUCACAUACUUGGCUGGCAUCACUGGGGUUGUCAUCACACUGGCCCUCAUCCUCAUCAUCACCUCAUCCACCAAAACCAUCCGGAGAUCAUACUUUGAACUAUUUUGGUACACCCACCAUCUCUUUGUCAUCUUCUUUAUUGGCCUUGUCAUCCAUGGUGCUGGUCGUAUCGUACGGGGACAGACCGCUGAAAGUCUGGCUGAACAUAACCCGGAGAUUUGCUACAAGAACUUCAGUCACUGGGGCAAGAACAAGGCUUGCCCAAUCCCCCAGUUUUCAGGGAAUCCUCCUAUGACAUGGAAGUGGGUGGUAGGUCCCAUGUUUCUGUACCUGUGUGAGCGGCUGGUGCGGUUUUGGAGGUCACAGCAGAAGGUUGUUAUCACAAAGGUGGUCAUUCAUCCCUUCAAGACAAUUGAGCUCCAGAUGAUGAAAAAAGGCUUCAAGAUGGAGGUUGGACAAUACAUUUUUGUCAAAUGUCCAGCAGUGUCUAAACUGGAAUGGCAUCCAUUUACACUGACUUCUGCUCCAGAGGAGGAUUACUUCAGCAUUCACGUCCGUAUCGUAGGAGACUGGACAGAGGGCUUGUUCAAUGCCUGUGGGUGUGAUAAACAAGAAUUCCAGGAGGCAUGGAAGUUGCCCAAGAUAGCUGUGGACGGCCCCUUUGGAACAGCGAGUGAGGAUGUGUUCAGUUAUGAAACUGUGAUGCUGGUUGGAGCUGGAAUAGGGGUCACCCCCUUUGCAUCUGUCCUCAAGUCUGUCUGGUACAAAUACUGCCAUGACGCCACCAACCUAAAGCUCAAGAAGAUUUAUUUUUACUGGCUUUGCAGGGACACUCAUGCCUUUGAAUGGUUUGCUGACCUCUUGCAAUCUCUGGAGGCUCAAAUGCAGGAGAGGAAUAACGCAGAGUUUCUGAGCUAUAACAUCUACCUUACAGGCUGGGAUGAAACUCAGGCCACUCACUUUGUAGUGCACCAUGAAGAAGAGAAAGAUGUGAUUACAGGACUGAAACAGAAAACCUUGUAUGGAAGACCUAACUGGGAAAAUGAAUUCAAAACGAUUGCGGGGAAGCAUCCUGGCUCCAGAAUAGGUGUUUUUCUCUGUGGCCCCGAGGGCUUGGCUGACACACUCAACAAGCAGAGCAUCAGUAACUCAGAAGCUGAUCCACGAGGAGUACACUUCAUUUUUAACAAAGAAAAUUUCUAAUUCCCAAGCAUGUGGGAGUCAUUAAAUGCAAAGUCUAAAGACCAAGUCUGUUUCUCUGUUUGGAGUCUGGGAAAGACAGCCCAGCUUCUAAAUUUCAGCUACACUAAUGCAGUUCCCUUUGCUUCUUGGGAAUUAUUUGGGCUCUGUGGUAGAGUAAAAGAGUUAAGUUUUACCUUAGGGAAGUUUUCACUGCCCUCCAUGUGCUGGUUAUUUAGCAGAAAUCUGUUUUCUUUGUCUGUGUGAGGGGAUUUCCCCCUCAAUUAACUGCCUUUAUCCUCCUAUUAUUUUGACUGCUGAAGAGUGGAGGCUGCUAUUUGUUUUGGGAGCCAAUUUGCACUCAUAAAGCUUAGUGCUAUUAAACUAUAAAGCAUUCUAGCAUAAUGCUUGUAUUAGGAAGCAGCUUAUCCUGACUGCAGCCAGUCCCUGGAACAAGGGGAGCUGGAAAAGUUAGUUCCUUAGGAGAGGAAAACUCCUUUGCUCACCAACACCUUCCAGGCUUCCAAGAUAAGCCUUAAACAUCCUCUCCAAGAGACAUCACAUGCAGCUGAAAAGAAGCUGCUUCUCCUCAGGGAAGUGAAGAAGUGAAAAGGAACCACCUGGGCUUCUGAGAGCCACCCCAGCUGCCAAGGGAUGACAAGGACUGGUCCAAUCCAAGUCCCACCCCUGACGCGUGAGUCACUGCUCGGCUGCUUUGAGCACCCCUGCUUUCACAUCUUCAGCCUCACAGGGCAUGGAUCCACACCAGAAGAGGUUUUAUGUUUUCAAGACUGCCAUUUCUGGUUCAGAAGGCUGAGAAAAGUUGUUGCUGAAUGAUUUAAUGGGUACUUUCUGAAGCACUCUUAGAUGCAAACAGUGCCUUUGGCCCUAUUGCUCAGCUGUUCCUCUGUGAUGGUGGAACAGGCUUUGAGAAAGCAAUGGUCACUUUAUUCACAGUUAUGGAAUAGCUGUGAGUAAAGUUUCUGAUGUGCACAAGACUACCAUAGCACAGUGCCUCUGUGUGGACACUACAGGUAGCAGGCUCUUAAAAAACACACAAAACUUUUAAUGCUGGCAAGAGAGGAAAAAAAGUGAAGCCAACACCAUAGGAAAAAUAAUUUAAAAAACAAGUGUAAAAACCCUUGAAAAGCCACAGUUUAGUAUACCACAUCUUUUUAUCAUCCUGGUUGCCUGCUUAGUGACUUUUAAACUCCACAGCUGUCUCCUGCACAGCACAGGACCUUCCUGACAGGUUCUUGCAGCUAGAGAAGAAAGCUGUGAUCUCCUUCUGCAAUUUCAGACAACUUUGUGCAGCCAUCUGGUUGCAUGUAGCAUAUUUUACACUUUAUCUUGCCAGACAGGAUAUGUGUUCUCCCUUUACAACAUUUUAAAAUGUUAUCCAGGCUCUGAAUGCUAUUUUAGAAAGACAGCCUACCAGCUCCUAUUUAUUAAUAUCAGUUAUCAAGGAGUGUUGGCAAAGAUCAACUCUUGGUGGGGAAUUUUACAGUUCUUUCCCUCAGAAGGGCCAUAUUCAAAUCCACAUAAUUCUGUGUGAAACACACCAAUUAAAUCAUAAUAGAACAUUAAUAAUGCCAAAGGAACUUCUUUUGUGGAGUAAAUAUUGCUACUGUAACCAAUGAGACCCAAUGAGGGUCUCAUCCUGUGCAAAGAGCACUGAAAUAUUUGCCCUUGAUUUUAAUGGAAAUGUGAUCAGGCUUUUAUAAUCUUAUAAAGUGGGCAAAGAGGAAUUGCAAGGGGUGGAGAUAUGGAGACAGCAUAUUUUUCAUGAGAAGAGUCAUGGUGGGGUGUAUUCUAAUUCACCAUUAAUAUUCUAUAUAUUGCCAUGUUUUUCUUAAAACAUCAUGGAUCUUUCCUUACUCAGUCAGUUGCAGUGGCAUUCUCUGACCAGAUGCACACUUGUAUCAGGGCUUAUUUGUCACCUUGAAAUCAGAAAUAGUAAUUCUGUGUUUAUUAAUAAAUCAUUGUCUUCCUAAAACAUACAAAAGAAAAA
Messenger RNA from Parus major (Great Tit), 5458 nucleotides. RefSeq names its product cytochrome b-245 heavy chain (gene CYBB). The record is from RefSeq and is a predicted model, not a curated record. The coding region runs from base 1759 to 3471 and encodes 570 amino acids. The transcript is spliced from 13 exons. Gene Ontology annotation, cellular component: NADPH oxidase complex; plasma membrane. Gene Ontology annotation, biological process: superoxide anion generation; defense response. Gene Ontology annotation, molecular function: superoxide-generating NAD(P)H oxidase activity. Lineage: Eukaryota; Metazoa; Chordata; Aves; Passeriformes; Paridae.